Messenger RNA from Hemiscyllium ocellatum (epaulette shark), 2276 nucleotides. It is a transcript of the gene blvra, whose product is annotated as biliverdin reductase A. Gene Ontology annotation, biological process: heme catabolic process. NCBI's taxonomy places the organism in Eukaryota, Metazoa, Chordata, Chondrichthyes, Orectolobiformes, Hemiscylliidae. Gene Ontology annotation, cellular component: cytoplasm. The coding region runs from base 940 to 1818 and encodes 292 amino acids. Gene Ontology annotation, molecular function: biliverdin reductase [NAD(P)H] activity; zinc ion binding; nucleotide binding. The transcript has 9 exons. The record is from RefSeq and is a predicted model, not a curated record.
CCUUUUUUGGCGGUGGGGGAUUUGAGCGGGACGGUGAGGAGAGGAGAGGAAGGAUGCCGAAACUAAAGAAGAAACCGCAUAAAGAAACGAUUUAAAUUGCCGGUUAAUCCUGAUGCUCCUUGCAACAGAACGACCAAAGGGAAAGCUGGCAAUUUGACAAAGCUAAGUGUCCUGCCAAAUGUUCAAUUAAAAAAAAUGGAAACAUUCACAGGCAGCAUGUGUGGAAAGUUAAACUGGAAUUACCUGUUCGAGUUAUUGUAGUGAAGACAAGUCACGAUGACCUUAGAUUUAAUCCUGUCUCUUUGCUACAGGCUGUAACAACAAUAAAAACGCUAUCAGGUUCCUCACAUUGAAUCACCAAAACUUCACAACAUGCAGAGCGCCAUCUUGUCACUCUCACAAUAACUUUAUUGACAAUCUCGCGACAUUGGUUAAAGUCCAAAAAGAUGCACUCUUCCCGCCGGUGAACCAAGGUUAAUUUCAGCAGGAUAAUGGAUGAGCCGCCCAUUCGCCGCGUUGUUCUCCCAGUCACACGGCUGAUGGUGCAGCUAGAAGGUGGAUGCUACAGUUCAUUGCUGAUAUAGACAGUGAUAAUACAAAAUACUGCCAGAUGCGGUCAGUCUCAUUUUCAUAAUCCUGCAGUUGCUGCCAGGGACGGGGAUAAUGGCGGCCAAGACGUCUGCGCUCUGACGUCAUUGGAAUACGGUCUAUGGGAUAUACAGAGAGUCAGGUGGUUCAGGAUGCGCCUGCAUCUACUAAAGAGUGAAACUUUAUGUAACAGUUUGCAUAAGCUUUUCAGGAGACGCGCCCUACAGAAAUGAAGAGCAAAGAUCCAACAUCAGGAGAAAAACAUACCAAUCUCGACAUAAUGUAUUUUCCUCUGUUUGCUAAUAUUUGUGAUGCAAUAUGCUGCAGAUUGGACUAUAACAGUAUACUGAAAUGUUGGGUGUGGUUAUUGUUGGGAUUGGCACCGCUGGCAGAGUUCGGGUCAGUGAUCUGCUGAAUCCAUUGCCAAACAGUGCCAUAGAAAAGCUUAAACCCAUGGGUUUUGUCUCCAGGCGGACAUUAGGCAACAUACAGCAAGUGAAACAGAUUACACUGGAGGAAGCUCUACAGAGUGAUGAAAUACAAGCUGCCAUCAUCAGUUUGGAGAAUCAGUUUCAUGAGGAUUACGUGAGAAUGUUUCUGGAGGCAGGAAAGCAUGUCUGUGUGGAAUAUCCAAUGGCACUCUCAGUGGCUGCAGCCCAAGAACUAUGGGAUCUUGCUGAUAUCAAAGGAAAAGUUCUACAUGUGGAGCACAUAGAAUUACUGACAGAAUCAUACAAGCAGUUGAAACAGCAAGUGAAUGGAAAAGAGCUGAUAGAGGGUUCCCUGCAUUUCACAGGUGGACCUCUAGAUAGACAACGCACCGGAUUCCCUGCAUUUAGUGGAAUAGCACGUCUAUCAUGGCUUGUGGAUCUCUUUGGGGAGCUCACUUUUAAAUCUGCUACAUUGGAAGAACAACAAAAGCAGCAUUACUGGAAGAUGAUGGUACAUUUCCUUACUAAAAGUAGCAGACCCCUAGUGUGGACUGAGGAAAGAGGACCAGAGUUGAAACGCAAAAAAGAAAUACAUUUCCGGUUCAAAUCAGAUACCUUGGAUCAUUUUCUAGAAGCACCUAAUAGCCAUGUUGGACUAUUCAUGCAAGACCUCAAUUUGUUUGCCCAGAAAUUAGCAGGCCAAACACGCACUGAACUCUCUGAAAAGAAUCGCAUCCUGCACUGUCUGGACCUGGCAGAUAAGAUAAGAAUUUUCUGUGAGCAGAGUCCACCAAGCUAACAAUAAUUGCACUUCCUCGGUCUUCUGCAAAUAAAAUUGUUGUUCAGAAUUAAUAUGUAGGCCUAGAUUUUUAAGUUCUGAUUAAUAGGGUUGCCUGUUUUAGACCUUUUCACCACAUAUUAAUAAUAAUUUACUGCUUAAAAAUGUGUUGCUGGAAAAGCACAGCAGAUCACGCAGCAUCAAAGGAACAGGAGAAUCGAUGUUUCGGGCAUAAGCCCUUCUUCAGGAAUCAAUAAUAAUAAUACUAAUAAUAACAAAAGAUAAUAGAUACCCUGAUCUUAAGGGAUUAGAUAACUUCCAAGCAGUUGAAUGGACAUUUCGAUCUGAUUUUUCUGGAUUGCUUUUUGUUUUGUUUACUUAUGUUGUUAAUUGUUAAAAUGUCAGAUGACUGGAGGUAGGAUUUUUGUUACUGUGUGCAUAACUUUUGUAUUAAGCAAUAAACAGAGAAAGAGUUACAA